GGAACCAAUCAAUAUAUGGGUCCAUUGCCAGUAAUGACCUGUUACAUAUUUGUUUAACUUUAUAGUUCAUCUAGUCGAGCGACACUUCCAGUGAAUCAACGUUUUCUUUCUUUGCUAACACUGCAAAUACAGUUUCAGUUACAUCAGUCUUUUUUAACUUACACAAAUCUGUGCAUAACUGAAGUAUAUAACUUGAUGAGUUAAGUGUGCACCCAUAAAACCACAAUCUAUGCCAUUAACCUGUCAGUCACCUCCAGAAGUUUAUUCCCGCCUUCAUUAGUUUGUGAAAAGAACGCUUAACUAGCAAAAUUUUAAGUAUACAGUACGAUAUUGUUAACCGUGGGCACCAUGCUGUACCUUAGACCUCUAGGACUUCAUCAUUUCGCAUAACUGAAGCUUUGUACUUUUUGAUGUGUCCCAUUCCCCCUCCACCAGCUGCUGGCAACCACCAUUCCACUGUCUGCUUCUCUGCGUUUGACUCGUGUAGAUUCCUCAUGCCCGGUGCCCUGGCGCCUCCUGUCCGCUGAGCCAUGGCCACCCCCGACGUGAGCGUCCACAUGGAGGAGGUGGUGGUGGUGACGACGCCCGACACGGCGGCGGAUGGCAGUGGCGUGGAGGAGGUGAAGACCGUGCUGGUCACCACCAACCUGGCCCCGCACGGGAGUGACCUGGCGGAGGGUAACAUGGAGCCGGAAAACGCCGCGGCAGCUGCCGCAGCCGCGUUCACAGCGUCCUCGCAGCUCAAGGAGGCCGUGUUAGUGAAGAUGGCUGAAGAGGAGGAGAGCCUGGAGGCCGAGAUCGUGUACCCCAUCACCUGCGGGGACAGCAGAGCCAACCUGAUCUGGAGGAAGUUUGUGUGCCCUGGCAUCAAUGUGAAGUGUGUUCAGUACGAUGAGCACGUCAUCAGCCCCAAGGAGUUUGUGCACCUGGCCGGCAAGUCUACCCUGAAGGACUGGAAGCGAGCCAUCCGCAUGAACGGCAUCAUGCUCAGGAAGAUCAUGGACUCCGGGGAGCUGGACUUCUACCAGCACGACAGGGUCUGCUCCAACACCUGCCGCAGCACCAAGAUCGACCUCUCGGGGGCCCGCGCGUCCCUGGGCAGCCCCACGCCUGCCGAGUACAUCCCCCUCACGCCCGCCACGGCCGACGUGAACGGGGCUCCUGCCACUAUCACCAUCGAGACUUGUGAGGACCCUGGGGACUGGACCACAGCCGUCGGAGAUGACACGUUUGCCUUCUGGCGAGGGCUGAAGGACGCAGGCCUGCUGGACGAGGUCAUACAGGAGUUCCACCAGGAGCUGGUGGAGACCAUGAAGGGUCUGCAGCAACGGGUCCAGGACCCUCCCCUGCAGCUGCGAGACGCCGUCCUCCUCAACAACAUCGUGCAGAACUUCGGCAUGCUGGACCUCGUGAAGAAGGUGCUGGCCGGCCACAAGUGCCAGAUGGACCGCUCUCGGGAGCAGUACGCCCGCGACCUGGCAGCCCUGGAGCAGCAGUGUGACGAGCACCGCCGUCGGGCCAAGGAGCUCAAGCACAAGUCGCAGCACCUCAGCAACGUGCUCAUGACGCUGACGCCCGUCUCCCUGCCCCCCCCCGUGAAGCGGCCCCGCCUCGCAAGGGCCACGUCCGGGCCGGCCGCCAUCGCCUCGCAGGUGCUCGCCCAGUCCGCCCAGAUCGCCCUGACCCCCGGCGUGCCCGUCUCCCAGCUGACCAGCGUGCCGCUGGGCAAAGUGGUGUCCACCCUGCCCUCCCCCAUGCUGGGCAAGGCCAUGCCCCAGGCUGCUCCGGCAAGCUCCCCCGCCUCGCCGCUGCUUGGGGGCUACACGGUGCUGGCCUCCUCGGGCACCACCUUCCCCAGCACGGUGGAGAUCCACCCGGACGCAUCCAGCCUCACGGUCCUGAGCACGGCCGCCGUGCAGGACGGCAGCACUGUGGUCAAGGUGGUGAGCCCGCUGCAGCUGCUGGCCCUGCCCGGCCUGGGCCCCACCCUGCAGAACGUGGCCCAGGUGUCGCCCGGGGGCAGCGCCGUCGUGACGGUGCCCACGGGGGCUGUGGAGAGUGCCGUGGCCGCCCCGGGACCCGAGGAGCACACGGCCACCAUCGAGGUGGCCGCCAUGGCGGAGGGCCACGAGCACAAGUAGCCGUCGGCGGAGGGCGAGGCCCCUCGUGGGCACAGCGCUGGCGCCCGGCGGGCCACGCGGGGCUGCGGAACCAAAGAGAGGAAACGCCAAAACAGACGGAGAGGAGAGGGACGUGGCGGCAGCCUGAGACACGGGUCUCCGAGUUCUGAACCUCCUCCCCUGUUUUCUUGGGAAAUAUAUUUUUCCAUCUGUUGCUUA
Molecule: messenger RNA, 2339 nt
Organism: Kogia breviceps (pygmy sperm whale)
Lineage: Eukaryota; Metazoa; Chordata; Mammalia; Artiodactyla; Physeteridae
Source: RefSeq, a predicted model, not a curated record